AUGUCUAUGAAAGAGGUUCUUCUGAUUCUGCUGGUUAUAUCCACAGGAGCUAUUUCUGGUGAGGCUAACUGUGGCAGAUUGAUUGAAACUGAGCUGUACAAUGACAAAUCAUAUACAGAGCAGGAAGAGCACCCCUGGCUUGGAAGAAUACUAUAUAGGGAUGUAAAUGGAUCCUCCUCAUACCGCUGCACCGUUGUGCUUCUUAACUCCCGUCAUGUCCUGGCACCAGCUCUCUGCGUUAAGGGAAAGUACAUUCGGGAGCAGACACCUUUUGCUGUGAUGUUUGGCAACCCAGUGUGCCUGUCUGGUAAAACCUCGCCAAGAUCCUUUGAAAUUGAUGAGGUCUUCGUACCACCAGAGUACAAUCAAACCAGCUACAAAUACGACCUUGCCGUGAUUCGUUUGAUGGAGCAUGUUCUGUUCUCAAAGCAUAUUCAACCAAUUUGCCUGCCGCAAUCAGAAGAGAUUUUAUCCAGCUUGGCCGGUCGGAGCAGUAUAAACAAAUAUCGCCUAAUCAAAUUUGCGGUUACAUCCAUGGGACUUCCUUACAACCCGGAGCAUUCCUUGCCGGAGUUCGAGUGGUAA
Messenger RNA from Drosophila eugracilis, 585 nucleotides. RefSeq names its product ovochymase-2-like. Gene Ontology annotation, molecular function: serine-type endopeptidase activity. The record is from RefSeq and is a predicted model, not a curated record. Lineage: Eukaryota; Metazoa; Arthropoda; Insecta; Diptera; Drosophilidae. The transcript is spliced from 3 exons. Gene Ontology annotation, biological process: proteolysis. Bases 1 to 585 code for a protein of 194 amino acids.